Molecule: messenger RNA, 3239 nt
Organism: Eufriesea mexicana
Lineage: Eukaryota; Metazoa; Arthropoda; Insecta; Hymenoptera; Apidae
Exons: 12
Coding region: 4-3192 (1062 amino acids)
Biological process (GO): spliceosomal snRNP assembly
Cellular component (GO): Cajal body
Molecular function (GO): U2 snRNA binding; U1 snRNA binding
Source: RefSeq, a predicted model, not a curated record
ACUAUGUGCCGAUCAAAUUUCCGUAUUAAACUCGAUUUGUGCAAAUUUUACAAUGAUGUGCGUCGUUUUUCUUGGAUAUUCAUUGAUAGUACAAAAAUGUUUCAAAUUAUUCAUGUAAUAGAACAUAUUGUAAAAUUAUUCAAUAUCAAUGAGCCAUUUCAUUUAUUAUUAAAUGAAGUUGAAUAUUUGCCACCCAAUGAAGACAUUCGUAUUCUGAAGGAAAACGAAACAGUCCUGGUUUCUCCUGGAUCUGGAUUGAAAAAUCAGUUUGAUUUAGCUGUAAGUACUACUGUUUUACCAGAAAACCAAAGUGGAGAGAAGUCAAGAAACAUACCUGUAAAACUAGAGCAAACUAGAAAUUCAUAUCAACAUAAUCAAUUACAAACUAGUCUUUCUUCUACGUUAUCAAGCACAGUCCCACGUAUAGUAUCGUGUUCAAUUAAACAAAUAACAUCAAAUCCAGUCGAACAGACAAUAUCAGAUUCAGUUGAAAGGAUAAUAUCAAGCCCAAUUGAACAGAAGAUAUCAACUCCAGUUACACAAGCAGUGUCAACUGCAGUUUCACCAGUAGUAUCAACACCGAUUCAACAAAGAGUAUCAAGUCCAGUUGAACAAAAAGUACCAACCUCGUUUCAACAAACAGAAUCAAUGUCGGUUCAACUAUCAAGCGACUCCACAACCAAAUCACAAGGUGAAAAUUUCUCAGUACGCCCGAAAAGAAGAAGAUACAGACGUGCACAGAAGAUAUCAACUCCAGUUACACAAGCAGUGUCAACUGCAGUUCCACCAGUAGUAUCAACACCGAUUCAACAAAGAGUAUCAAGUCCAGUUGAACAAAAAGUACCAACCUCGUUUCAGCAAACAGAAUCAAUGUCGGUUCAACUAUCAAGCGACUCCACAACCAAAUCACAAGAAAAUUUCUCAGUACGCCCGAAAAGAAGAAGAUACAGACGUGCAAAGAAGAAAAUACAGACUGAAUAUUCAGAGAUUAAGAAAAAUAAAAACAAUUUAAAGAAGCCCAUGAUUAUAAAUUAUUGUACUAUUCCCUGUGGCAAACAUAUUCGUUUUGAUAAUAUAGAUGAUAAAAAUAUUACAGAAAAAGAUACUACUUCUGUAGAAACAAUGAAUAGUGCUAAUACAACUAAUGUAUCACCUCCUCAUGAACUUGCUAAUUUAUUAUCAUUAGGUCAAAAUUCUACUCCACUUACCUUUACAAACAUUAGAGCAAAGGAUGAAAUCAAAGUAGAGCCCAUAUCUGAUGUAGAAAUUUCCUCCAAUCAAUCCUCUGAAAAUAUCAAAAAAGAUACAACAUUAAUUAAUGAAGUAAAUUUAUUAAAAGAAGCAUGGGAUACAGAUUAUGGAGUGUAUCCAAUUAUGACAACAAAACCACAACUUGAAGAUGUUAUUGCAUUUCAGAUAUUCAAAACAGGAAUGUAUUAUGAAUCAGGAUUAUCAAAAUUUAUCGUAGCAAAAGUUAUAUCUUAUUGUGCAGAAACAUCAUUGUACACCCUUAAAAUAUCACAAGGUUUAUCCGAAAUACAAGAACCAAAUGGAGAGCUUACGCUUACAACAGGGGAAGAAGAAUGUGUAAUAAAUGAUACUAUUAAAUUAAAUUAUACACGAAUGUUCGAACCACGUCUCGUAUCUACAGAUACUUUAAACAAAACAAUUAAUCCAAGACGAAAGUGCAAGUGUCUGUCCGAUUAUGUUCUGCUACUUAAUUUUCUCGUUUAUAUGUCCGAAAUUCUGGUAGCUGAUUACGAUUUGUUGCUUAAUCAGUCUAUGUGUCGAUCAAAUUUCCGUAUUAAACUCGACUUGUGCAAAUUUUACAAUGAUGUACGUCGCUUUUCUUGGAUAUUCAUUGAUAGUACAAAAAUGUUUCAAAUUAUUCAUAUAAUAGAACAUAUUGUAAAAUUAUUCAAUAUGAAAGAGCCAUUUCAUUUAUUAUUAAAUGAAGUUGAUUAUUUACCACCCAAUGAAGACAUUCGUAUUCUGAAGGAAAAUGAAGCAGUCCUGGUUUCUCCUGGAUCUGGAUUGGAAAAUCAGUUUGAUUUAGCUGUAAGUACUACUGUUUUACCAGAAAACCAAAGUGGAGAGAAGUCAAGAAACACACCUGUAAAACUAGAACAAACUAGGAAUUCAUAUCAACACAAUCAAUUACAAACUACUCUUUCUUCUACGUUAUCAAGCAAAGUCCCACAUAUAGUAUCGUGUUCAGUUGGACAGAUAACAUCAAAUCCAGUAGAACAAACAAUAUCAGACUCAGUUGAAAGGAUAAUAUCAAGCACAAUUGACCAGAAGAUAUCAACUCCAGUUACGCAAGCAGUGUCAACUGCAGUUUCAUCAGCAAUAUCAACCCCAAUUCAACAAAGAGUAUCAGAUCCAGUUGAACAAAAAGUACGAACCUCGUUUGAACAAACAGAAUCAAUGUGGGUUAAACUAUCGAGCGACUCUACAACCAGAUCACAAAGUGAAAAUUUCUCAGUAUGCCUGAAAAGAAAAAGAUACAGACGUGCAAAGAAGAAGAUGCAGACUGAAUAUCCAGAGAUUGAGAAAAAUGAAAACAAUUUAAAGAAGCCCAUGAUUAUAAAUUAUUGUACUAUUCCCUGUGGCAAACAUAUUCGUUUUGAUAAUAUAGAUGAUAAAAUUAUUACAGAAAAAGAUACUACUUCUGUAGAAACAAUGAAUAGUGCUAAUACAACUAAUAUAUCACCUCCUCAGGAACUUGCUAAUUUAUUAUCAUUAAGUCAAAAUUCUACUCUACUUACCUUUACAAACAUUAAAGCAAAGGAUGAAAUCAAAAUAGAGCCCAUGUCUGAUGUAGAAAUUUCCUCUAAUUUAUCAGAUUUAUUAAAUGAAUCAUGGAAUACAGAUUAUGGAGUAUUUCCAAUUAUGACGACAAAACCGCAACUUAAAGAUGUUAUUGCAUUUCAGAUACUCAAAAUGGGAAUGGAUUAUACACCACAAAUAUCAAACUUUAUCGUAGCAGAAGUUGUAUCUUAUUGUGCAGAAACAUCAUUAUAUUUUUUUCCUGUAACAGAAGGUUUAUCUGAAAUGCAAGAACCAAAUGGAAAAUUUGCGCUUACAACAGAAGAAGAAGAAUGUGUAAUAAAUGAUACUGUUACAUUAAGUUAUGCUCAAAUAAUAAAACCACGACUUGUAUCUACACAUGCUUCAAAACAGAACAAUUAAUCCAGUUAAAUCUAUUGAAUAUUAAUUUACAUAUUUAUUUUAUAUAU